CCCGCUCGACAAGCAUUUGCCUACUAGUAAUUAUGCCCGUGGCCGGCCGGCUAGCAGCGGUCCGACUCGCACGGUUUGCGCAUGCGAGCAAGUCCCCCGCAUGCCGACCGCAGAUUUCUUCUGACCGAGCUAUCUACACCCCGGGUGAAUACAGGCAAGGCUAAGCGUGACAUGGCUUACCAACCGAUAGUCCAGGGCCAGCAGCCAUAUCUCCCGCAGCAGCAGCCGUAUCCCCCGCAGCAGCAGCAGCCGUAUCCCCCGCCGCAACCGGGACACCCGCCUCAAUAUGGCAGUACAUCCAACACCACGGUGGUUACGGUGCAGCCAACCCCGGCGGGCACGGUUCAUGUCUACGACACUAAGAAAGUCAAUACUAACGGGGCGCUGGUGCUCAGCGUCAUUGUGGCAAUCGUCUGUGGAUUUAUGUCGCCGAUAACGCUUUGCUGCUCCGUGCCUGCUGUGAUCCUCGCCAUAGUGGCUAUGGAUGGACCAAAUCUGGAGGAACGUGCCUCGAAAGUUCGCGUUUCCUUUAUACUGUCCAUUAUUGCUCUGACGUUUGGACUGGUGGUCUCUGUCAUAGUUAUUAUACUUAUUGCUGUCGGGGGAGGGUGAAACAACCCACAGUUUCUCCCUAAGCGUGGAACUGACACUAUAAUAGCUGUGCAUGGUUUUUGAAAUAGUGUGCAUGACAAUUGAUUGGCAAAUGAGUUACACAUGCAAUGUAUGUUGCUCUGAA
Messenger RNA from Geodia barretti, 736 nucleotides. Lineage: Eukaryota; Metazoa; Porifera; Demospongiae; Tetractinellida; Geodiidae. The record is from the annotation of a GenBank genome assembly.